AUGCCAUGGGUUGAUAACAUGGCCGUGAUUAUCGCGACGGAGACCGCACGCCGCAAGUCCGACGAGCAGAGCAUAGAGGGUCUUGUGGAUACAAUCCAGGGUCAUAUCACAGUAGAAGGUGCAUUGAGGUUCAGCCAACGCGAGGUUUCAGUCCAAUCCGGUGCGUUUCAGACUCUCGAUGCUGAGAAAGGAGACCAAGAGCUCCGUUGA
Molecule: messenger RNA, 210 nt
Organism: Fomitiporia mediterranea MF3/22
Lineage: Eukaryota; Fungi; Basidiomycota; Agaricomycetes; Hymenochaetales; Hymenochaetaceae
Exons: 2
Coding region: 1-210 (69 amino acids)
Source: RefSeq, a predicted model, not a curated record